AUGCGUAAAAAAUACUACAUAACACAAAGAAACACCAAACAAUUGACGAAGGAACAGACAAAAGAAGAAAUUGUGGUGGACAGUUAUACCUGGUGUAUAACUUCGUAUCCUUGGCCAAUUCAAGAUUAUAACACAAUGAUCUUCAUCGGAAGUGCUCGACGACGAGCAGAAGCUCAAACUCGACAGAGUUUCACACAGCACAUUCGAGAACAAUGA
Messenger RNA from Adineta ricciae, 216 nucleotides. Lineage: Eukaryota; Metazoa; Rotifera; Eurotatoria; Adinetida; Adinetidae. The record is from the annotation of a GenBank genome assembly.